Messenger RNA from Bombyx mandarina (wild silkworm), 1982 nucleotides. Its product is annotated as very long chain fatty acid elongase 7. NCBI's taxonomy places the organism in Eukaryota, Metazoa, Arthropoda, Insecta, Lepidoptera, Bombycidae. The record is from RefSeq and is a predicted model, not a curated record. Gene Ontology annotation, molecular function: fatty acid elongase activity. Gene Ontology annotation, cellular component: endoplasmic reticulum membrane. Gene Ontology annotation, biological process: very long-chain fatty acid biosynthetic process; sphingolipid biosynthetic process; fatty acid elongation, polyunsaturated fatty acid.
CCUUCGUACGAGCAUAAGUUUUGCAAUGUCUGUCGUAAGCAGCGAACACUUCUAGAACCCGAAGGAAUACAGUGGAAAACGCGAUGUUGUUCAGUAUACUGGUCUACUUAGUCUACUACAGCUGCUAUACAAUACUGCUCGCGAUCGCUGGCCUCUGGUGCUUCGAAGAAUGCACGCUAACCGAAGAUGAGGAGUACGAGUUCCACAACCAGCAUAGGGCGAUGCCUUAUUGAAUUCUAACUUGUGACAGCUUGCCCGUAGCAAAUUGUUACCGGGAAACGGAUUUAAAGAAGUGAUUCAAAAACAUAAUUCCAAAAAAGCAUAUCAGUGAUUCAAGAAAUACGUUAAAAUAUUGUGAUGUUCUAGAAAAUUGGUCUUCUAAAUUCUACGGAAGUCUUACCUGUUUGUACAAUUAUUUGUAUAGGACGCUGGGUUGGACCUAAAUCUAGACUUAAGUGAAUGAGUGCUAGUGUUCAAGAACUAAAGUGCUGUGAUAAAAGAACUCAAAAUGUCGGGAUUCGUGAAAAUAGCCAUUGACGAUUACUAUUCGGACAGUAAUUGGACAACAAUAAUCAACAAAUAUUGGAUGCUGGCCGAGAGAGUAUCAGAUCCCCGGGUGCAAGGAUGGUUCCUCUUCGACACUCCACUCCCGACCCUGGCCAUGGUGGUUAUCUAUCUCGCGUUCGUGAUGGUGAUCGGCCCCCUCUGGAUGUCAAACAGGAAGCCCUUUCAAAUACAGAACACUUUGGUUGCGUACAACGCGAGCCAAGUUCUACUCUCCCUCUACAUGUUUUAUGAGCACUUGAUGUCAGGAUGGUGGGGAGACUAUAGCCUCUCUUGUCAACCUGUGGACUACACCGAGAGCGAACAGGCGAGAAGGAUGCUUCAUCUAUGCUGGGUUUACUACUUCUCGAAACUAUCAGAAUUCGCUGACACGAUAUUCUUCGUGCUGAGGAAGAAGAAGAGUCAAAUCACAUGGUUGCAUCUUUACCACCACUCGUUGACCCCUUUCGAGGCGUGGCUGCUGGUCAAGUUCAUUGCUGGUGGUCACGGCACAUUCUCGAACAUAGUGAAUAAUCUGGUGCACGUGAUCAUGUACAGCUACUACAUGCUGGCCGCAAUGGGACCUCAGUACCAGAAGUACCUCUGGUGGAAGAAGCAUCUCACUACCCUGCAACUAAUCCAGUUCUUCAUGGUGUUGUUCCAUUCGAUCAGCGCUUUAGUCUGCGACUGCGGGUAUCCGAAGAUCAUCGCCUCCGGACUGAUUCUUCACUCCACAAUCUUCAUAGUCCUAUUUACCAACUUCUACCUCCAAGCCUACAAAAAGAAACCCAGAAGCAAAGUUGAAACGAACAACAAUAAUAAUGACAGCAAACUCACUGAUGAGAACACGAAGCUAAAGAACGGACGCGUUAAUGGCGCAACGAACAAUGGUCACCUUCAAAACGGGUUCGCUAAUGGCGAAGUAGCAAACGGUAAGAUCAGAAACGGCGAAGUUGGUAACGGCAGGAUCGAAAACGGCGAAGUCAAUGGGCACGUUAAGAACGGAUACGUCAACGGUAGGUUACCGAACGGCUCAACUGAUAAAGACAAAGUGCAAUAGUCUGUACUAACAUAAUUUAGUUUUUUAAUUUGUAAAUAGAGAAAUAUAUAAGUGCACUAGGCAAUUUUUGUAUUGUUCAAUUAUAAUUAGGAAACGUAAAUUGAAAGUUACCAAUUUAGAAUCUAACGAGAGAUUAAAAGUAAAUAAUAAUAAAUUAAUUAAUACAAUUAUUGUCUACUGCUUUUUGUACAGUUUGUGUGUAAUUUAGUUAAAAGUUCCACUGCGAGCUUCCGUGUAGCUUAAGUUGUGAUAUAGUACUUGAACGUCUCAGGGUAAAAUCUAUUAGUUUCGAAGUUUUAAGCCUUCGUCAAACCGACGCAUACUUACACCGCGUACUUAACGUCGCGCUCUUUUCAUGUCACACAAAUUGACUAGAUGA